AUGGUGGAAAUGGCUCCAGACAAAGAAGGAACAUUUAUUGCACAGAGUGACAGCUCCGACCAAAAUAUACAUGCAAUUGAACUUGGGGAGGGUGUCAGCUUGAAUAGCAAUGUCUCUGGAAAAAUCAAGAAUCCUUUGGCAAAUAUUCCCAAGCAAAGGCUACUCCAAGAUGUCAAAGAAUUUGCCAACACCAACGGACUUAGCCAUAUAUUGCCUAUCCUGGAGAAAGGGGCACUGGUAGCAAAGGACCCCGCGAAUUGGGAAACAGUUGAAGGACUCACAAGUGACGAACAUGAGGCAAUUCGAAACGAAGUAUUACAUAAAUGGCGGCAGCCUAGAGCCUUAUAUCUCACCAUGGUCCUUUGUUCGAUAGGUGCCGCUGUACAGUGA
Ophidiomyces ophidiicola is the source of this 390-nucleotide messenger RNA. RefSeq lists its product as uncharacterized. NCBI's taxonomy places the organism in Eukaryota, Fungi, Ascomycota, Eurotiomycetes, Onygenales, Onygenaceae. The transcript is spliced from 3 exons. The coding region runs from base 1 to 390 and encodes 129 amino acids. The record is from RefSeq and is a predicted model, not a curated record.